GCAGCGCCGGGCACACGAGUCGGCUCAGGCCACGGUCCAGACUUUGCUCUGGGAGCUACAGAGGCGGUUCCUCCUUUUCACUGGGGAAAGUGAUCUACUCUCAGUACCUCCUGAUCCCCAAGUCCAAGGGAGAGAAACAGAAAAAAGUUUUGAAAACCAGAAGGAAAAAAAUGUUUCAAAACAGGAAGCACUGAAUGAAAGUCAACUAUUAACAAUGCAAGAUACAUUUUCUUCACAAGGAGAAGAUCUGGCUAGGAGAAAGAAGAAUGAGGAGCGAGGACAUCAGCUUUAUAAAAUGAGCAACAAAAUCCUGAAACAUUCCAAAAGCAAAAAAGACAAAGAGGAAGCUUACCAACUCCUUACCAAAGCAGCAGAUAUGGGACAUUUGAAAGCUAUGGAGAAAUUGGCUGCUGCUUUGCUGUUUGGUUAUCAUGGUCCUCAAAAUAUAACUGCAGCUGUGACAUUAUAUGAGACUUUGGCUGAAAAAGGAUCUCAUAAAGGCCAAACUGCUCUAGGAUUUAUGUUUUCAUAUGGCAUAGGAAUGGAGUAUAAUCAAGCCAAGGCACUUGUUUAUUACACAUUUGGAAGUCUUGGAGGAAAUUUGAUAUCCCAGAUGAUUUUGGGAUACCGUUACUGGGUCGGAAUCAAUGUUCCAAGAAAUUGUGAAGCAGCACUAACUAAUUACAGGAAAGUGGCAUUUUUCAUUGCUGAUAAAUUAGAAAAAAAUGAAGAAAUGCCAGUAGAAAAAGUGAGACUGAUGGAAAAAUCAGAAAAUCUGAGUUCGAACAAUGACUUCUUAGAUUGGGAUGUACACCAAUACUAUAAGUUUUUGGCUGAAAGAGGAGACACGCAGAUACAGAAAGCUUUCUACUAUUUCCUAAAGGCAGCAAAAGCAGGGAAUACACAUGGUAUGGCAUUCCUGGGAAAGAUGUUUUUAGAAGGAAGUGUUGCAGUGACACAGAGUAAUGCUUCUGCCUUUAAGUACUUCACAAUGGCAGCUGAAAAGGGUAAUGCAGUUGGACUUUGGGGUCUAGGCCUUCUUUAUUAUCAAGGAAAAGGUGUUCCUGUGAACUAUACUGAAGCUUUUAAAUACUUUCAUAUAGCAGCUGAGAAAGGUUUGGCAGAUGCACAGCUCCAGCUAGGAAUCAUGUAUCACUCUGGCUCUGGAGUAAGGAAAGACUAUAAACUUGCCUUCAAAUAUUUUUACUUGGCCUCUCAAAAUGGACAACCUAUUGCAGUUUAUUAUUUGGCUCAGAUGUAUGCUGCAGGGACUGGAGUGUUUAGAUCAUGUCAAAAUGCAGUUGAGCUUUACCGAAGUGUUUGUGAACUAGGAAGUUGGUCUGAAAAAUUCCUGACUGCAUACUUCGCUUACCAGGAUGGUAAUAUCGAUUCAUCUCUUAUUCAAUAUGCAUUAUUAGCAGAAAUGGGGUAUGAAGUAGCUCAAAGUAAUUCAGCUUACAUUUUGGAAUCUGAACAGGUUAAAAUUCUCAGCAAUGAUCAGAUGUAUCCAUUAGCACUUCUCCUGUGGAACAGAGCUGCAGCUCAAGGCAAUGCAUUUGCAAGAGUGAAAACUGGAGAUUACCACUUUUAUGGUUAUGGAACCAAGAGGGAUUAUGUCACAGCAGCAAUUCAUUACAGCCUUGCAGUUGAUCACCACAUCGCUCAAGCCAUGUUUAAUCUGGCAUAUAUGUAUGAACAUGGUUUAGGUAUUCCAAAGGAUAUACAUUUGGCUAAAAGGUGGUAUGACCUCGCCGCACAAACAAGCCCAGAUGCUUCUAUUCCAGUGUUCUUGGCACGUAUGAAGCUAGAAGUUAAGCUUCUAUUCAGUGAGAUUCAACUUUUCAAGCAGACAACUAUUCCAGCAGGGAAGAAGUCGCAUGCCACUUCCUGGAAGUCAGUUUGCAUUAUUGCCUACCUCACAAGCCACAAACACACUUUUAUCUGGAGGCAUCCUUCAGUCCAGAAGACUCCAUUUCAGAGGUUCAUUGGACUAUAAAAUAGAGAGGCCAAGAAACCCCAAGUUAUCUUUCGCCUAAGAAGAUGAAGGUACCAGCCUUUUGACUUUGGAGGAGAGACCCUGAGUUGGGAACUAGGUCAGCCAUCUCGAUGGAAACGUGGUGAGGAUUUUACCUUGAACCAAGUCUAGCUUGUUAAGUUUAGUUACUAGAAUACUCUUUAUCUUUAUUUCUCUUGCAACCAUUUCCGAGUUUAAUCCUUACACUUGUACUAACUUAAUCGCUCUCUUUGUAAUUAAAUAAACUUGUUUUAUUUUGAACCUAAACCAAUCCAAUACUAUAUUUGAAUUGGUUGGUAACUCUAGUUAAAGCAACCAACUGUUGAAUAUUGACUUUUGAAGGAAAAAAAGAACCUUGACAUUCCUCUGCUAGUACCAGGACAGGGCUGAACAUUUCAGAACACAUUUUUGAGAAAAUUGGGGGUUGCAGGGAGUGGGCAAUCCCUUGCCAGUUGUUAACCAAGUCAGGUGGAGACCAGUGGAAGUCUGUGGUAUUGCAGGCAGGCUCCAGGAUCCAAAGUGUUGGCUCAGGGCUGCCCAAUACGUAGACAUGGUGCACACUUCUUGUUGACUGUGGGCAUUCCAGGAAGAGAGCUACAGUAGCAAUGCGUUGAGAGGCACUCCGGCUUACAGGGUGAGAGGUGACAGUCUUCACUAGUCUGGACUGCACCCCAGACUCUGACAGUUUCCCAAGGAAUUGACCUUGUAUUUCCUCUACACCAUGAACUCCCCCUGACUUUAAAGGUGAAUUCUGGAUGCACAAGGAAUGUGAGGCCAUAUGCUUAAAUUAAUCUUAUAAAAUGCAGUGCCUCAUGUACCAUGACCAUCCCCCAUUCCAAUAAGCUUAGGUAAAAUGAUAUGUACACGUUUUCAGUGCAAAUCAUUGCACAAUCAUGCCUAUUGAUCAUAGUUGUCAGAUCACGGACUUCUUUGUAUGUAUUUCCUCUUUAAGAGGUUCUUAUUACAUUUGUAUUUUGAUUUUGGAUGCCUUUAGUCUUUGACAAAGUCAGAAGUAAUCAUCUCCCAGCAUGCAUUUUACUUUCUCUUGUGCCAUAACUUAAAAAAACCCCAGCUUCCAUGCAUUAAGUAAAAUAUCUAGUCUUAUAACAAAAGACACUAUAUCACCCUAACAACUGCUUGGAAUUUAACGCCUUUAUUUUACAACAGCUGAAUUUUUUUAAGUAUUGAAACAGCUCUAAAUUAUACCUAGCCUGGGAAAUUGCAUAUCACAUUUUGGCUAAAUGUGCUUUGAGAAAACCAAGAUAAAAGACUUAAACCCUAAAAAUGGACAUGAUUAAUACUGAAAGUUCUAACUACAGAAGUGUCUGUCUAUACUGGGGUGGGCAAACUAUAGCCCGCGGGCCGGAUCCAGCCCCUCAGGGCUUUGGCUCUGUCCCACGAGAUUGCCACUCCUGUGGCGCCGUGGGUCCUGCUCUGGGAAGUGGCCGGCACCAUGUCCCUGAGGCCCCUGGGGGAGGGAGGG
Messenger RNA from Chelonoidis abingdonii (Abingdon island giant tortoise), 3497 nucleotides. Lineage: Eukaryota; Metazoa; Chordata; Testudines; Testudinidae. The record is from RefSeq and is a predicted model, not a curated record.